Perca flavescens (yellow perch) is the source of this 1242-nucleotide messenger RNA. It is a transcript of the gene mterf4, whose product is annotated as mitochondrial transcription termination factor 4. NCBI's taxonomy places the organism in Eukaryota, Metazoa, Chordata, Actinopteri, Perciformes, Percidae. Gene Ontology annotation, biological process: regulation of DNA-templated transcription. Gene Ontology annotation, molecular function: double-stranded DNA binding. The record is from RefSeq and is a predicted model, not a curated record. The transcript has 4 exons. The coding region runs from base 55 to 1128 and encodes 357 amino acids.
CUGUACUAGUAGAACAUAGCGGAACCUUUUUACUCUGCCCUCUGUUGAGAAUGAAUGACGGUAGUAUAUGUACGACGGACAGGCAUGGGUAGCCAAGUUGUUGCGCGUCAGGUUCUUCAGUUGGCUGUGAGAAAUAUCCUCCCUUCUGUAUAUAGUCCACUUCAGUUUGGGAGAUGCCACCUCCAGCCUCUGUGCACAGCGUGCAGAUUGUUCUGUUCCUCCACCAGCCAGAGCGCUCUCCAGUCAACGCAGCAAAGCCAUGAAAUCCGUCCUCUAUCCAAGAAGCCAGCCACAGAGCUAUCCCUAGACUCUCUGGUCGAUAUGGGAUUCACAGACUCCCAGGCGGAGCACAUACAAGAUGCCAUGUCCAAACUCGGAGGAGGAAGUGCUACCAAACAUGCUCUGUCAACUCUCACAGCUCUGUUUGUCUUGGGCCUCAAUCCUUCUAGUGUGCUGAAAAUUCUGGAGAAAUGUCCUGAACUGUACACUGUCAAGGAAUCACAGCUUCAGCAGCGCAUAGCCAACAUGCGGAAACUAGGGUUAGUUGAAGGCAGUCUUCAGAGAGUGGUGUCCCAUUACCCCCAGAUCCUGACUGUGUCUGUGAAGGCUGUAAAACACGUGGUGGUGUUCCUCAGAGAGAAGUGCCUGUUUACCAUCCAGCAGGUCACGGACAUCCUCCGAGAUAGUCCGGCCAUAGUAAUGGAAAACAUGGGUCAGCUGGAGUACAAGUUUCAGUACGUCUACUUCCGAAUGGGUGUCAAACAGAAAGAGAUGGUGAAGUCCAGGUUGUUCCGUUUCACUCUGGACGAGGUGCGCUGUCGACACUGUUUUCUGGAGCGCAGGGGCCUGUAUCAAACCCCAGACAAAAAAGGACAGACGUUGAUCCUCAACCCCAAACUGGACAGCAUCCUCGGCGUUGACCAGGACACCUUCCUCACGCAUGUCGCCAAUGCCUCCACAGAGGAGUAUGAUGUAUUUAAGAGACUGAUGGCAAGAGAAUGGCAGGAAGAGGAGCAGCAGCAGCAGGGCAACAUUGAAGUUGAUAGUGAUGAUGAUGAUGAGGAUGAGGAUAAAGAAGAGGAGGAGACUAGAGGGAAAAGUGGAUACAGGAAGAGGAGAAAGAAAUGACAGAGCCCCGUGGUAAAGACCAAGAGAACUUAAACUAAAAGAGGAAAUUACAUGAUUAGAGAAAAUGACAUCCUUUGUGAUAAAUGAACCAAUAAAAUGUCCCCUUUUUCUGUU